Molecule: messenger RNA, 1234 nt
Organism: Amoebophrya sp. A120
Lineage: Eukaryota; Dinophyceae; Syndiniales; Amoebophryaceae
Source: the annotation of a GenBank genome assembly
GUCUCCACUUUGCAAUAGAAGAGCUAGAGAUCUCGCGACAGGAACAGAAGGGCCGGCUUUACCUGUUUUGUUAAAAGACCAUAAGCGAGAAGGACACAGGGCAAGUGAGUCGCAUCGCUGCUCUUGUUCUCCUAGUACUCAGUAUGAAGAAUGCAGCAGCAGAUCACAAAAUCGUCGGUCCAGGGGUUGAGCAAUCCCAGAACUGGUCAAAACGCGGGCUGGUUUUAUAGUUGUCUUAUGGUUUGAUGAAUGAAAAAGAAUGCUGGCGACCGGUAUGUGUAUGCGUAUUCCGAUAUGGUAAACAUAGUAUUGUAGCUAUCGCAAAUAUAGUUUCGCUGUCAUCCAAGAUUCUAAUGAGCGAAAAUGCAUUUUUUUUUCAUUGACAAUACUAGCUAGACUACGUACACUUCGCCUGCAGAAGUGUGAGUCAAUCAUUCCGCUAUAUUGAAAAACAAGAAAAAGAAAUAGCACCAGAGCACGAACUGCAAAGAUAUAAAAAGAAGAGCCAUGGCCAGAAGCAGCUUCGUCAUCAUCUAUCCGAGUAGCUUCGAUGUCUUCCUGAUCUUUGGGAGUGUUGGCGCACUGCUACUGCCCAAAUUACCAAGCCAAGAAUACCGCGGCAAGUAAAUGGCGAGGGCUGCAGAGCGACUACAUCUAGUCUUUCGCUUUCGGGAUCCUGUAUAUUUGGCGCAUGAACAUGCGCGACAGUUAUAUCUGGCGCAUCAACAUGCGCGACAGUGGAUGCUUUCCCCCACCUAUCGCGCUCUUCAUGUUUUUCGCCAGACUGUGACUAGGCCACCACAGGCAAGGAAAGCUAUUUGCUUUUGAGGCCCUCGCGGGCGGCACUUUUAUGCGCAGUUGCCUACUGCAACAUCGCGCAUGUUGCUUAUCUUGCGCAAUUUUUCCUGCAGCUGAAAGCUGCAGACACACAGCCUUGCUUGCUAUGGGUGUCCUUUUCUUUUGCAGUCCAAAAGUCGUUCAUCUUGAGCCCUUGCGUUUUAAACUUUGCGUCUAACUUUUAGCUCUUGCUUUAUUAGUUUUCCCUCCUAGUUUUCUCUCUUGGUUUUUGCUUUUUCAUUUUUGUUCUUUUAACUUUUUUGUGUUUUUGAGCGUCAAAUUGCUGAGCAAUAGGCUGACCGUCAGAUGCUUACGCUUAGCAGGGGAUAGAUUUCUAUGUCUAGCCCGGCAGUUUUCUUGCCAUGAAGCGCCAAAAAUUUCUGCCGGCAGUGUUGAA